Mercenaria mercenaria is the source of this 1570-nucleotide messenger RNA. RefSeq lists its product as uncharacterized. The record is from RefSeq and is a predicted model, not a curated record. Bases 169 to 651 code for a protein of 160 amino acids. NCBI's taxonomy places the organism in Eukaryota, Metazoa, Mollusca, Bivalvia, Venerida, Veneridae. The transcript is spliced from 4 exons. Gene Ontology annotation, molecular function: oxidoreductase activity.
GGUACAGUUUUUAAAGAUGAUCCACUGUUUGCUCACAAGAAGUGCCCUCCCCCAAGCGUUCACAGGAUAUCCAAACACCCAGAAGAAGGAUGUACGAACGCUGGACGUUCCGGAUGGCACAUUGAUGGAAUAUAUGUUGAAGCACCAUAUAGCUACGCUUGAUAUCACAUGCCGUCCGUGCCGAAAAAAGGCGCCACAGAAUUUGUUGGCUUCAAGGAGUUGCUAGACAGUAUACCAAAUGACAAAAGGGAGAGAUGGGACAGACUGUGGAUGGUCAAUGAUAAAGGAGAUAAACUGGUCCAGCCUCUGGUUUAUUUACAUCCUGUCACUAGACUGCCGGUAAUGUGUAUCCAUCUUGGGAUGACGGAAGCUUUUAUCUGGGACAAAGGUACUCCGAAUGAGAGAAGAACGGAUAAGGAAGAAACUAAGGAGCUAAUUGAGGAAAUCACAAAUGAGAUCGAGAAAAACGGGAAGGAAUUAGUAUACUCACAUGAGUGGGAAGAGGGCGAGUUCAUCAUGACAGAUAACUUAGCUGUAGGUCACUUUGCCAGCGCAGACUCCCAGAGACCAAGGUCAGAGGUUGGACUACGGGUGCUACACCGUACAACCAUCAAAGGAACGUCUAAACCGAGCAAAACAGAAAAGAUAUAGAAAACAGAAACUGUUAAUUGAUAGGACAAUUUCUUCUAUAGUGAAAUGAAUACAAAAUUACUACGCAGUUACGUUGUCGAAAGCUGUCACAACAUAAAAAUAUUUAAUACAGUAUACUAGUAACAUGGCUUAAAAUUCUUUAACUGACGUCGGCUUAUGCUCGCAUGCAUUUUAAGUAGGAAUGCCAACGGUUAACUGUCCGAACGUCUGAUUAUCGUUUAGUAGAAUUAGUAGCUGUUUAAUUGCAUUUGUUUCUUUCAAGUAACUAAAAUAAUUCAUGAAAAUCUGUCUUUUGGAAAAUGGUCGCUACUGUGAACAAAGAAUAAACUGUAAUAUGCAUGUGUCACUGCUUGUUUAACCUCUAGCCCGCUGGCGGCAAGUGAUUCUGCAGUUGCGAUCAGUGUAGACCAAGAUCAGCCUGAUCAUGGUCUGCACUGUUUGCUAUUCAGUAAUAAAAUCUUCAGUGAACACCCAUUCAAAAAAUAAAAGGUAUUGACCAAAUUGAAAGAUGGACCAGUCCAUUUUAGAAUUUAGUAGGCUAAGGGUUAAUAUACAGUAAUGACAAUCUAGUUCCUAUAUUUUCGACAAAAGAACUUUGUACGUGAAUGUAAACUUGAGAGUCUAUAUAAAACAUCCAUGAUAUCAGUAUGAUUUAUGCUGUUGCCUUACUUUAAAUACUACGUAUUAGUGGAUUGUUGUGUUUUCAAGUCACACUUGCAAAGUUUAGGUGAUAUGCCCGCGUGUUCACUAAACAUUUUUUUCAGUCUCAGCUGAGUUUGAGUUUAAAACUUUUAUUUCUAUUUUACUAAAACUUCAAGCUUAAAUUCUAAAUGAGACUGACCAUUAAUACUGAAAAAUCACUUUAAAAUAGUUAUUAACUUAAAAUUUAGUCUUAAACAUGCUAUUUAGAUGUAAAUAA